This is a messenger RNA of Candida tropicalis MYA-3404, 543 nucleotides long. RefSeq names its product Pam17p (gene PAM17). The record is from RefSeq and is a predicted model, not a curated record. NCBI's taxonomy places the organism in Eukaryota, Fungi, Ascomycota, Pichiomycetes, Serinales, Debaryomycetaceae. Gene Ontology annotation, biological process: protein import into mitochondrial matrix. Bases 1 to 543 code for a protein of 180 amino acids. Gene Ontology annotation, cellular component: PAM complex, Tim23 associated import motor. The transcript has a single exon.
AUGUUUUCAUUAGGAGUUCAAAGCAGACUUAUGACCAGAAGAUCAUUAUUUAGAUCAUUCAGAUUUAACUCAACUACUACUGCUCCAUCAAAAUUAACAUGGGUUGAUUACUUUCAAAUGAAAAAGCAAAAUACCAGAAUCAACACUAUUGCUGGAAUUUUCACUGGUUUUGGUGGUGCUUUUAUUACAUUGAGUUACUUGGGUAAUAUUGAAAUAGAUGUUGAAAAACCAAUCAUGGGUUUUGAUCCAUUAAUGAUUAUGGGAGGUGCCGUUGUUUUAGGGGGAUUGGUUGGAUAUUUAGUUGGUCCAUUUAUUGGUUCAUUUGUGUUCCGUAUGAAAAACAGAGCUAAUUUGAAACAAUUUGAACUUAGAAACAGUGAAUUUUUAACUAGACUUAGAGCUAACAGACCAGAUCCAUCAUCUCAAAGUUUCUCCAACCCAAUCCCAGAUUACUAUGGUGAAAAAAUAUACUCCUUGAAGGAUUACAAACAAUGGUUGAGAGAUUGUAAUGCUUUUAGAAGAAAAGCCAAAGAAUUCCUUUAG